This is a messenger RNA of Acanthochromis polyacanthus (spiny chromis), 2482 nucleotides long. RefSeq names its product T-cell surface protein tactile. The transcript has 7 exons. Lineage: Eukaryota; Metazoa; Chordata; Actinopteri; Pomacentridae. Gene Ontology annotation, biological process: inflammatory response; cell-matrix adhesion. The record is from RefSeq and is a predicted model, not a curated record. Bases 680 to 2065 code for a protein of 461 amino acids.
CAGGUGCUGCCAAGAUGGUGACCAACAGGCCCAGACUGAGUUUCAAAACUCCUCUUUACAAAGUCUGUGGGUAAAGUUAUGGAGUGUCUGUUGUGAUGUUUAUGUUCAUGUGGCCCUAAAGGGGAAAUACUAAAUAGGACGGUUUCAAAUGAGGAAGUGAAGCGGCAUUGCUAUGGAGCCACAGAUGCAGGAAAUUUGAGUGAAUAGAUGGGACAAAAAGACAUUGUAUUUCAACAAGAGGGAUUACCAUUACACUUGUGCAUGUUUCAAAUUAAUUAGCGAGAAAGAAGUCGAUUUAGAAGAGCAUAAAUUAAUCUUCCGGUUCUGUUUGGGUGUUCCCUUGGUAUCAUUCUUCCUGGAUGAUUUCGAUCAUUACUGACAUAAUCUGGAAUCAAAUGAAUCAUUGCUCUGCAUUUUGUUAGUUAGACGUGACAAAAAGAAUAAAUGAUAAGGACUGCAAAAUCUACAUCCUUUGCAAAUAACUGCUCUGCACCGGAGGUUUUUACCACAAAGCUUCAGUGCUACACAUGACUCAUUCCGUCUCUGUGUGUGGCUUCCUGUAAAGAUAGGUCAUCCUGUUCACUGUCUCACAGUCUCUGCCCGACUCUUUAACCUCAGUUGACAGUGUGCCGUUUCUGUCUCUGCUGAAUCCCUCAAUAGAUUCAGCCUGAUUGAUCUAAUGAGUUUGGGGGACUCAAACAUGGCUGGAAAUGCACUGGGAAUGGCCUUCUCACUCCUGCUUCUUGCCUAUAUUAUUCAAGGGCUCCGGGAUGUCGAGUUGUACCGUUCUGAAACGGUGGAAGGUGUUGUGGGCCAGAACAUUACCUUACCUUGUAUUGUAAAAAACCCCACUGAUCUCAAGAUUGUGAGUAUUGAAUGGAGUAAGAAGACAUAUGAAAGCACAAAGCUGGCCUUGUACAGCUCAGGUCAUGGAUACCAUUAUUUCAAGUCUAAUGUCACCAUCCUGCUUCAGCACAAUGAUGCAAACAAGUUGACAGGCUCCUAUCUAAACCUUUCUGAAGUGAAGAAAUGGGACAGUGGCAUCUAUGUUUGUGAAAUUACAACUUUUCCUUUUGGAACCUUAAGGGAUGAAACAGAGCUAAUAGUCAAAGAUGACAUUAAAAUUACGUGUGACGCGGAUGGCAUUAUUGAGGUCCAUAAUGGAGAAAAUGUGACAAUUCGCUGCAGAUUAUACCCUCAUGCACAGUACAGGUGGACCAAGAACAACGAGCUGGUGUCAGAGAAUGAAUCUCUUGCGCUGUGGUGGGUGACUGAUGCUCUUGCAGGGGUUUACACAUUCACUCUCAACACAGGAAACAAUAGUCUGCAAAAAGAGUUUACCAUCACAGUGCUAACAGCAACCACAAGCUUAAGGACAGAUCUUGUGACAGCAUCACCACAGGGUUUGACUGAAUCAGCAGACAGCAGCCUCAACGCGUCAGUGACUACUGAGCUCUCAGCCCAUGCAAAUUGGACCAUGAAUAUGGAUACUGUUAAUCCAAACACCAGCGAUGUUACAGUCACAGCUAUAGAGAAUAUAACGUCUUCUACACAAUCAACACAUAUCGAUGUUACAUCCUCCCCUGCCACACACUCCACAAGAUCAAGCUAUGGCAGCACAGUGUUUAAAGAGACAACAGAAACGGUCAGCUAUGAGACGAGGAAUGAGUCCACAAUCCACCCUGCGGACAUUUUCUCGACAAGGCUAGAAGAGACCAGCACCUUAGGAAACAUUUCACAAAAUUCUGAAAAUCCCGAUGCAGCUCCAACUCUAAAUGCAGAAACUACAGUUAUAUUCACCAAGGAAAAAGAUGCCGUACGGAGUCAUCUGUUGCCGUUAAUCAUUGUUCCGAUGAUGGUAUUGACUGCCGUGGCUGGCUUUCUCUACAGGAGACAAAUAAUAAAGAAGAGAAUGGAUCUACCUCCUCCGUUCAAACCUCCUCCACCUCCAGUCAAGUAUACAGCUGCAAGACAAAGUGAGGAUUCGACACAGUUUUUCCCAACUUCGAGGUGUAACUCGGUCGUAGAAUCGAAAGAUAUGCAACAAAUGUUUGUUAUGACAUGACAAAAGGAGUCUUUUGGUCAAAAUUGUGUGCCAAAUGUUAUCCUGACAGCAAUGGAAUACAUGCAACUCCUGGUACCCAUGUUUCUGUAUGUAUGAAAGUAACAUCUGACAGUGUAUUCCAUCAUCAGCUAUGCAUGUAAAUCUUGUCUGAUGCAUUUUUAAGAUGUAAUGCAGUUUCUUUAAACACCAGAGUAUCUUGUCUUGGUUUUAUGAAAAGUCACAAAAUGUUUUACUUUCAGUUGUAAACUGCAAUUACAACCCUGUGACAGGAAAUUGUGGGUGGAGUCAGUGUUAUAAAGAACCAUGUUUUUAUCAUUUGCAUGCACUGACAGAAAUGAUAUAUUUUAUGAAUUUUUUGAACUAAAUGUAUUAUUCAGUAUGUUUCUAACAAUUUCAAUAAAAACUUGUUAAAUCUGA